Molecule: messenger RNA, 2875 nt
Organism: Macaca mulatta (Rhesus monkey)
Lineage: Eukaryota; Metazoa; Chordata; Mammalia; Primates; Cercopithecidae
Gene: OGN
Product: osteoglycin
Biological process (GO): articular cartilage development; bone development
Cellular component (GO): extracellular matrix
Molecular function (GO): protein binding
Source: RefSeq, a predicted model, not a curated record
UCACCCUAGAGAAAGAAUGCUGGCAAAGAUCUCUAUCACAUGGAAACUGUUCUUAAAGCUGCUGGGCCCUGAAAUUUUACUCAGCAGUUUGAAAUCAAGCCAUAGCUUUUCUCAUUCACCCUCCCACUUGGGGCUAAUGCACAGACAUGAACAUCUAUUGAGGAAAACCACAAAAAACUUCAAAACAGCUACAACGGGAAAAAGAGAGUUUUGUCCCACAGUCAGCAGGCCACUAGUUUAUUAACUUCCAGUCACCUUGAUUUUUGCUAAAAUGAAGACUCUGCAGUCUACACUUCUCCUGUUACUGUUUGUGCCUCUGAUAAAGCCAGCACCACCAACUCAGCAGGACUCACGCAUUAUCUAUGAUUAUGGAACAGAUAAUUUUGAAGAAUCCAUAUUUAGCCAAGAUUAUGAGGAUAAAUACCUGGAUGGAAAAAAUAUUAAGGAAAAAGAAACUGUGAUAAUACCCAAUGAGAAAAGUCAAUUACAAAAAGAUGAGGCAAUAACACCAUUACCUCCCAGGAAAGAAAAUGAUGAAAUGCCCACGUGUCUGCUGUGUGUUUGUUUAAGUGGCUCUGUAUACUGUGAAGAAGUUGACAUUGAUACUGUACCACCCUUGCCAAAGGAAUCAGCCUAUCUUUACGCACGAUUCAACAAAAUUAAAAAGCUGACUGCCAAAGAUUUUGCAGACAUACCUAACUUAAGAAGACUCGAUUUUACGGGAAAUUUGAUAGAAGAUAUAGAAGACGGUACUUUUUCAAAACUUUCUCUGUUAGAAGAACUUUCACUUGCUGAAAAUCAACUACUAAAACUUCCAGUUCUUCCUCCCAAACUCACUUUAUUUAAUGCAAAAUACAACAAAAUCAAGAGUAGGGGAAUCAAAGCAAAUGCAUUCAAAAAACUGAAUAACCUCACUUUCCUCUACUUGGACCAUAAUGCCCUGGAAUCCGUGCCUCUUAAUUUACCAGAAAGUCUACGUGUAAUUCACCUUCAGUUUAACAACAUAGCUUCAAUUACAGAUGACACAUUCUGCAAGGCUAAUGACACCAGUUACAUCCGGGACCGCAUUGAAGAGAUACGCCUGGAGGGCAAUCCAGUUGUCCUGGGAAAGCAUCCAAACAGUUUCAUUUGCUUAAAAAGAUUACCAAUAGGGUCAUACUUUUAACCUCUAUCAGUACAACAUAUAAACUAAAGUACACAUACAUUUAUAGUCUGUCUCAACAAUGUGUAAAGGAACUUAAGUAUUGGUUUAAUAUUAACUUUGUAUCCCAUUUAGAAGGAAUUUGAUAUUUUAAGCAAGGAUGUUAAAACUCUUACAUAUAAGUAAAAAGUAAGACUGAAUGUCUAUGUUCAAAACAAAGUAAUAUGAAAAUAUUUAAACAGCAUUACAAAAUCCUAGUUUAUACUAGACUACCAUUUAAAAAUCAUGUUUUUAUAUAAAUGCCCAAAUUUGAGAUGCAUUAUUCCUAUUACUAAUGAUGUAAGUAAGAGGAUAAAUCCAAGAAACUUUCAACUCUUUGCCUUUCCUGGCCUUUACUGGAUCCCAAAAGCAUUUAAGGUACGUGUUCCAGAAACUCUGAAAAGCUAAAUGUUUCCCAUGAUCACUCAUUCUUCUUUUAUGAUUCAUACAUUAUUCCUUAUAAAGUAAGAACUCUGUUUUCCUCCUAUCAAGGCAGCUAUUUUAUUAAAUUUUCACUUAGUCUGAGAAAUAGGGGAUAGUCUCAUAUUUAGGAAAACUUUCCAAAUAAAAUAAACGUUAUUCUCUGAUAAAAAGCUAAUACAGAAAUGUUCAAGUUAUUUUACUUUCUGGUCACACAGUUAAUGUCUUCAGUAAAAUAUUUUCUCUAUCUAAAUAUUAACAUUCUAAGUCUACCAAAAAAAAAGUUUUAAAGUCAAGCAGGCCAAAACCAAUAUGCUUAUAAGAAAUAAUGAAAAGUUCAUCCAUUUCCGAGAGGGUAACCAUAAAGUUCUCUAUGGCAAAGUCUUUCAAAUAUGAGAUAACUGCAAAAUAUUUUCCUUUUAUACUAUAGAAAUGAGAAUCUCAUCAAUAAAUUAGUUCAAACAUAAGAUGAAAACAGAACAUUCUGUGGUGCUAGUGCACACUACCUUCCCACCCAUACACAUCCACGUUCACUGUAACAAAGUGAAUAUUCACAAUAAAGCUUCUGAGUAACUUUCUGAUUACUCAUGAUAAACUGAUUACUCAUGAUAAACCUAGGUCAGAUAAACUGAUAUGACUAACUGCAAGAGUCAAGUAUUCUAUCGGAGAGUAAUAGUUUAUGAUGACUCAGUGCUGCCAGAGUAAAGUUUCUAAAAUAACAUUCCUCUCGCUUGUUCCCCACUAAAAGUAUUAGUCUACACAUUGCACUGAAGUUAAACGCAAAAUUAUCAGUGUUUUAGAAAUAUGAGUCUGGACUGUGUAAAUAAAAGUACAAACAUUAUUUCCAUCAUAAAGUAAGUAUUGAAAUCAAGUUGUCUCUGUGUGCUAUUCCCAGAAUACAUACUUAUUCCUAUUUUUAAGCAUUUGCUUCUGGUUUUUUUCCCUACCUAGAAUGUCAGAUGUUUUUCUAUUAUCUCCCCAUUUGUCAGUUCACCUGAAGAUAACAUUUUUCAUUAAAGCAUCUGAGAUCUAAGACUACAAUUAUUAUUCUAACAAUGAUUAUUAGCUUGUUCACUUAUUUUGAUAACUAAUGAUCAUAACUAUUAUACUACUUUCUCAUUAUUUUGUGUGCAUGCCUCAUUUCCCUGUGACUUAAACCUCACUGAGAGCGCAAAAUGCAGCUUCAUACUUUAUACUUUCAAUUGCCUAGCCCGAUAGUGAGCACAUUUGAAUUGAAUAUACAAUAAAUAUUGCAAAAUAAAAUCCAUCUAAAUA